Messenger RNA from Ictidomys tridecemlineatus (thirteen-lined ground squirrel), 4394 nucleotides. RefSeq names its product interferon-induced very large GTPase 1. NCBI's taxonomy places the organism in Eukaryota, Metazoa, Chordata, Mammalia, Rodentia, Sciuridae. The record is from RefSeq and is a predicted model, not a curated record. Gene Ontology annotation, molecular function: GTP binding.
GAAAUCUGCUGGUUUUGGCCUGGAGGGGAAGUGGAGGACAGGUUUGACAACUGUGUGACCUUCAUGAAUCUUCAUGGAGAUGCAAAGGAACAUAAAAGGCAGCUCACUUUUCUGAAGGAGGUCUCUUCUCUCAUUGUGGUCCUCAUGUCAGCUUCUGAUGACAACAAACAAAACCAAAAAAUUGUUCGUGACCUAUGUCAGUCAUCAAGAUCAUUGAUCUGCUUGCUAGAUGACAAAGAAAAAUCCAAACCUAGUAGUUCUGGUACAAGAGUGAAAAUAGGCCUGAGGAACAGAAAUGAGGCAGAAUUGACAAAGGAGCUCACAACUACCAUCAGACGUUUGCUAGAGCUCUCUGACACAGCUCUCAGCCUAGAGGACUGUUCUCAAAUUGCUCGCCAGCAAGGAUUUCUUAUUGAUGAAGACCAGAGAGAUUGUAAGGAGGGCAAAGAAAAGGCACAGAUUAUAAUGGCUCUUUUAAGAGAAACAGAGUUGUCUGAGGUGAAGGAAACCUUCCUACCACUUCAGGGACAACUGUGGCAACUUUGGUGUAGAAAGGACAAAGAACUUUACCAUCUGAGAGAGAAGGGAAAUCGAAGCAUUGAACAACACAAGAGUGAGCUUGAGUCAGAAAAACAAAUAAUUCGGCAACAACAGGUGCAAAGAGCUUUUCCUCUCAAUGAUGUAAUGUUCUCUGUGCUUCAAAUUCUCCACAGCUAUUCAGAAACUCACACCACACUCUACUUCUUGCAAUGGAUGAGUGUGUUUUUAGAUAAGUUGACUGAAGAGCAUUUGGAGAACCUACAUGAAAAAGUAAUUCAUUUAUGGUCAAUUGUGAAAACAGAAAAGCAAAGCUCCCAAAGCAUGAACUCUUUGGAACUCUGCCAAAAGAAGAUUAGUGACUAUACCUUAGGUAUUGAGCAAUUUCUCAGAGAAGUUGGUCAGAUCUAUGAAGCUCUGGAAGAAACUUCCUCCACAAAUGAUAUAGUUUUUCUCUUCCUUCCCCAAAUUGCUGCAGACCUGAUGAUAGCUGGUGUCCCCAUAGAGCUGAUGGAUGGAGAUGCUUCUUAUGUGCCCCUAAAGUGGGUGGCAGCUGUUUUUGACAAGCUCUCUGAGAAACUUGGAGACAAACGGCUCUUUGUUCUCUCUGUCCUUGGCCUGCAGAGCUCUGGGAAGUCCACCCUACUGAAUGCUCUUUUUGGGCUGCAGUUCAGUGUAAGUGCAGGCAGGUGUACUAAAGGGGCCUACAUGCAGCUCCUAAAGGUAGAUGAGACAUCCACAGAGGAACUUGGCUUUGACUUUGUGCUGGUUGUAGACACAGAAGGACUUCGGGCCCCAGAACUCAGCAACAAAUCCCAGAACUGGGACAACGAGUUAGCCACCUUUGUCACUGGGCUUGCAAACUUGACUCUGAUCAAUAUAUUUGGGGAGAAUCCAUCAGAAAUGCAAGAUAUCCUACAGAUAGUAGUCCAAGCCUUUCUGAGGAUGAAACAAGUGAAAAUUUCCCCCAGGUGCAUAUUCAUACAUCAGAAUGUAGGAGAAGUUACAGCUAAAGACCAAACUACAGAAGGACGAAGGCGGUUAGAGCAGAGGCUAGAUGAAAUGACAGCACUGGCUGCUAAACAAGAAGAAUGCUCAGAUGUCACUCACUUCAGUGAUGUCAUCAAUUUUGAUGUCAAUACUCAUGUGUACUACUUUGCUCACCUCUGGGAUGGCAAUCCCCCCAUGGCCCCUCCCAAUCCUCGUUAUAGCCACAAUGUUCAGGAACUGAAAAGUGCAAUUCUUUUAACUGCCAAACAGGAAUCCAGGGGAAGCAUCAUGAAGAUAUCAGAUGUAAACUUCAGAGUUCAAGAUUUGUGGAGAGCCCUGGUAAGUGAGAACUUUAUUUUCAGUUUCAGAAACACCCGAGAGGUCAUGGCCAUGAGCAAACUGGAAACCAUGUAUAACCACUGGACCUGGGAGCUCCGGAGUCACAUGUUGGACUUGCAGAACCAGCUUCACAAUCAGAUUCAGAAUAGGAAAAUUCUGACACUUACAACAAGCAUGAUUGAGUGUCCAGUUACAGAGAAAUAUGAAACCAUCAAGCAAGUACUUGAAAAAUAUUUUACUGAAGACCCAGAGAGAGAGAUACUUGUCCAAUGGAAAGCCUAUUUUGAAAAUAAGCUACUAAUUCUUAAAGAUUCACUUAUUUCAGACACCAAGAGAAAAGCCCAUGAACUUAUUAGUCUCAAAAAAAAUCAAGAACAACUAGAACAGAAGAAGACUGUAUAUGAAAAUGAGUUAUUGAAGAAGAGCCAAAACUUGGCUUUAAGUGUAAAAGGUAAAAUUUUGAGUGAUGAAGAAUUAUAUGAGAAAUUCAGUCAACUUUGGGGAAAAUGGGUUUGUGAAGUGUCCUCAAAUAUCCCUCAAGCCACAGAGCCUAAAAUUGAUGUGGAUGCUGAACACAUCCUUUUGGAACAUUUCAGAAAAGAGAAAAACAUAGUAGAAAAACUAAAGAGAAAUAUUGGAAAGAAUUUUCAGCUAGAUUUUGGAAAACAUGUCAAGAUGUGUAAGGAAUAUUUCUUUCUCACAAAGAGUUUAGAGGACUGUGAUAAAGUGUCCAUUGAUAUGACUACUGAUCGUAUUUUUUCAAGAUUUAAUGAAUAUAUUGAAAGUAUUAUGAAUCAACAACGUGAUUAUGAUCAAAGUGACUUCCAUCAAAUCCUGAGAAUAAUAGAAGAGGAAGGGAAAUCUGAACACACCAAGAAUAGAUAUACAUUUACAAGUGAAUACAACAUUGAAUUAUCUUCAUGUUUAUUUCAAAAAGCAACAAAGGAUUUUAUGGAAAGGCAUUGGGCAUUUAGGAGAGCAAAUGAUCCUGUAAAAUAUCUAGAACAAAAGAAAGACGAUUUUUUCAUGAGUUUCAAGAUCUCCUGCCAAGGUGCAACCUCCAUCACAUGUUUUGUUGAUUUUCUGUGGCAAAAGCUCACUCCUGCGGUCUCUGCUACCAUCCAGGGGAAAAUGGUCCCUAGAAUAGCUGGGGAGAUAAGAGCCUCCUACCCUGCAUUCAAUGGAAACAGGUCUAACCUGGAGAAACACAUUCUCAUCUCUCUAGCAGAAGAAGAAAAUUUUGAAAAUUAUUGGCAAUACAUUCACAAUCCAAAAUCAUUUUGUAGGAGUUACAUUGAGAACUAUACCAAAAAGUACUGUUCAGACAACAGAGAUAAAAAAAUAAAGACUUUAUUCAAAACAAGUCUUGAGGACAUCAAGUAUACCAUCCUCUCUGCCAUUCAUGAAACCACAGCAGUAGCCAAAGACAGAAGCAGCACUGCAUCUGGGUGGCUGGAUUUGUUCUGUGAUCACCUGGGGAACAACUUGAUUUUCCCACGAAGAGACUUGAUAAACAUUGAGCACCAAGAGAUAAAAGAUAUGGAUUUUCUCAAAGAAGCCAUGAGUGCAGGUUUGGAUCCUGCAAUGAAGAAAGUAGAACAGAACUUGUCAAGUGUGCCUAUAGAAGAAAUGGUUCCUGAAAUUGAGAAAAUCCUCUCUGAACAUCUCUGUGGAUGUUGGAAACAGUGUCCCUUAUGUAAUGCAAUUUGUACAAACACAAUUCCUGAACAUGAUGGAGACCACAGUGUUCCAUUUCAUCGUCCUCAGGCUGUCAGUGGAGGCAAGUGGUAUAGAACAGACCACUUUGUCAUUGAUUGUUGUACUAGUUUAGUAGCAAGUGAUUGUUUGCUUGUUUUGAGAGAUGAUUGUAAAAUCCCAUAUAAGAACUAUCGGCAGGCAGGAGGGGAUUAUGCCACAUGGAGCAUCACCCCGGAUUCAUCCACCCAGCCAUAUUGGAAAUGGUUUGUCUGUCAUUUCAGAACAAAAUUGGAAGAAAAAUAUCAGCUAAAAUUUAUAAAUAACGGUCAAAUCCCCUAUGAAUGGAGCAAAAUCACUAAGCAGGAAGUGCUUAAUGACUUGAAAAAAUAAUCUUCAAUGAUCACAUAAAUACCUUAGCAUCUGUACAAAGUCACAGUACCAAGCAACCUCAAAACAUAUCCUCCUUACAACUAGAGCUUUACAUAUUCCACUUUGAAAAGGAAAUGCUUAAAAAGUGAUUAAAUAUCAAUUCAAGAAUUUAAGAGUUCCUGGAAAAAUACUUGAUAUCUCUCUGCCUCAAUUCCAUUUGGAUUAGAAAGAAAUUACUAAAAUAGGAGCAUAUGACAAAAUCCAAAUAUCUAGUUCCUACUUUGAAAUAUUGCUCUACAUAUUUUACAAUAUGUAAUACCUCAGAAAAAAAUCAUAUUCAUAUGGAAAAUUUUAAGUCAUUUCAUGAUACUACAAAUUUAUCUACAGUAACUGAAUGGCUGUUGAACUAAUAUACAUGUCUUGACAAGCAACUACAAAUAAACUUUCUCUAUUUCACUGAA